GGAAGCUUCCCGAGGAAGCUGUACCGCGAUUCUAGGCCGCCAACAGAUCGCCAGCAGCAGGUCAGUGCAUCAAUGAAUGGAUGGAUGGAUGGAUGGAUGGAUUAUCAAGAUAGACUCACUCGCCGACGUCUGCGUGUCUGCGGUGUUUGCAGGUGUGGAUCGGUCAUCAGCGAACAUCACGGCUCUUGCGGGACAUUGCGAUACCAGGUGCAAAAAAGUACGAUUUGUUUGAGAGCACCUGGUCGCAUGCCCAAUGUCCGUCUAUAUUGCCAUUGCUCCUCAGGCCACCCACUCCUGACGCCGAGCAGCAGCUGUCCAGAGAUCGCUAUCCCCCUUCUAGCAUUCGAGGAGAGAACGAGCAUGGAGGUGCUUACCGUCGACAACAAUCUCGAGGAGCUCAGACAGCGGGCGAAUGGGGCGACCUUCAGCGUACGACCACUGCCCGGCCACGGUCUGGCAUUCAUGUGGCCGCCGCACCCUCGGCGCGGCAGCAUGAUCGUCGCUGGCCUUGUCUAUGGUCGCGUGGACCGACAGCCGCAUGUCGUUCUUCCCCCACUGCACCACUCGCCGUUCCUUCGGCCUCACGCACCCAUUGGCGCCCCGCCGCCUCAUGCCGGGCCACGGACGAGUGACGGCAGAGCCAUGCGGCCUCCCAUGAUGCGUUUGUUGGGAUGGACAGUGGGCCAAGAGAGAGGAGGGUCCGACGGCAGAGUGGAGACAAGGGACAGAGGGGACUGAUUGGGAAUAACGGGCGGUCCGAAUUAGCGGCGUCGGUGAUAUCUGGCGAUCCUGCGCCUCGCCCGCUUCUCAUCCUGCAGUCGUCUGGUGGUCGACCUCGCACUCGGUGGGGCAAGAAGUGCACACGCACGCGGCAUCCCAUCCCGCUCCCCAUCCUAUUGUGUCUGCCUGUGUGCCACAGCCCCUCAGGCUUGACCAGCUAGUUCAUGUUUCUUGGUGCUGCCGCGCCUGAUCCCUGGCCACGACAGCGAUAACGCCAUCAGCAACGGAUGAGCGAUGUGGGGGGAGAGUUUUCUUCUCGUCCCUCGUAUGUUUGGCUGGGUAAAGGAAUAUGGAUUCUGCGUGAGCUUGUUUGUCUUGUGGUGUAUACGGCUGUGCGGUACUGGGCUACCUGAAUCAUGUCGUCUGAAAGUGAAAUCAACAUUCAUUUGCAUCGAUCUCCCUUCCAGACGAGUCAACGCCUCCAUUCACCACACAUGCAUACAUACACUCACGCGGGAGGGAGGGGACCGGUUGGAACCUUCGCUUGUCUUUCUUUGUGCUGUCUAUCUGUCUGUCUGUCUGUCUGUCUUGUGUUCUUGUCUACAACGUGUGUCGAAAAUGCGUCGAGGGACAUGACAUGAUGGGUGUAGGGUGAAGUGAUUGACUCGUCGAGGGCUGACAGUCACUGUGACGCUCAGAUGACGAUGGUCAAGAGGUGAAUAGUGAAGACACUGCAGAGAAGCUGGAUGAACGAAUGAACGAAAUGUUUGUGUGUGUGUGUAUACACAUGAUCGAUGUGUACACAUGUCUUUGUUCGUCCGUCAUUGCAGAUUGCUUAAGACCCCUCACUGCGGGUCAUUGCUGUUUGUCUGGGUUGCAAUUGCAAGAAGCAGGACGCCUCUGAGAUGACCAUGAAGGGCCUGCUGUUGGCUCUCAUCGUCCUCUUGGCUGUGAUUCGCAACGUCAGAUCUGACUUGCCUGUCCACUGCCUAACCAGCGACGUUGCUGGUCUCUGGCGGUUCUGCCUUGACAGAGACAGAGACGUCCAGCUGCCUCGCUGUGGGAGCGACGUGAGUGAAUGACUGAGAGGAUUCACCAAUGAGAGAGACACAAUGCCGCAUCUCUCUGUGUGCAGACUCCCAACACCAAUCUGGGCAAUCUGCGCCUGUCGGUGAGUCAACAUAUGAAUGAGAGGACCAGAGACAUGCACUUGCUAGCCUAUUUUCUCCUCUGUGUGUGUGCAGAAUCACUCGUCGUGGCUCGAGGCGAACCGUGGCGGCGUGGGUGAGUGCGUCACUGUACACCUGACAACAGACGAGGCGGCUGACGGAACGAGCGGCCGUGAGGACUGGAAGCGGCUGGUGGUGAGGGAUGGCGACAAGACGAGCGGUGACAUCGGCAGAUGGACAAUGGUCUACGACGAGGUCAGCCGAAUGAAUGGAUGAAUGGAUGGAUGGAUGGUCAUCAAUCUCAUGUCUCCGUGGAUGUCGUUUAUCAGGGUUUUGAGGUGCGUCUCGACAAUGGCCGAGUGCUGUUCGCCUUCAGCCACUAUGCACCCACGUCUGAAGCCAACUGCCCUCCGCCGCACAACGGACAAGGUACUUAACCAGCCAACCAGCCAGUUGGCCGUUGACACACACGUGCAUCUCCCAUGUGUGUGUUUCCAUCUCACAGGUGAAGACAAUCACGGCAGAAGUCAGUGCUACGUCUCCCAAUGUCACAGGACACAGGUCACACAUGCAACACGAGCACACCCACCCACACACAAACACGACUAGUGUGUGUUGUGUUAUUGCACAGAUCGGCUGGCACAGUGACGCGUCUGAGUAUGGCUGCUUCGUCGGGUCCAAGCUCAGCAGCCGCACUCCCCGCCCACCUCGCACCACAAACUAUGUGCGCCACAUCGCCCCCUCAGCCGACAGCACACAACCAGACAGUGAGGGCGACGCCAACACGCCCACAACAACAACGACAGCACUCGACACCGGCGUGUGUGCCUCCCGCCGGCCCAUGUUCGUGAGGUACCACCACCACCCGCCCAGUGACGACGUCAUCCCGUCCUCGUCUGCCGUGCGGUUCGCCGGCAAACCCGGCCGCCGACCCACCAUUGGCUCCGUGCUGCGGCGAAGCGGUGGGGUGUCCUUCCUGCAGUCACGUGCGCUCUUUGCCAGCAACUUCCCCUGCCCGUCGGCUGCCACCUCGACACCACCCACGACAGAGACGCGAGGCGGCCAGCACGAGCUGCCGGCGAGUUUCAGCUGGGAGGGCGAGCUCGGCAGGGACGAUGUCAUCAACCAACAAGACUGCGGCAGCUGUUACGCCAUCGCAUGCGCAUACGCCCUACAGAGCCGCUUCCGUAUCGAGCUGAGCCGCCGUGGUGUGCGUGACGUGCCGGUGCAAUUGUCUGCCCAGUCAGUGCUGAGCUGUUCGCCAUACAACCAAGGCUGCGACGGGGGAUACCCAUUCCUCGUCGGCAAGGUCAGUCAGUCCCCUUUGCUCACUGACAUCCACUCGCUCAUUAUUGUUGUUGUGUGUAUGUGUCGAGCAGCACGCGUCAGAGGUGUGUCUGCAGGAGGAGAAGUGUCUGGGCUACGCCGCCACCCACACGAGCGUCGCCUGCCCCACCUCUCACACGCCACUCAGCGACGACUGCCGAUCGCUGUGGUUCGCCAAGUCAUACUCGUACGUCGGUAAGCAAGAGAGCAAAGCCGUCCACACAUCACACACAGAUCGGUGGAUGUGGCUCUUUCUUGUUUGUUGAGGUGGGUUCUACGAGCACUCGAGUGAGGAUCGCAUCAAGGCAGAGGUGUUCCACCGCGGCCCAGUCGUGAUUGCCAUCAACGCGCCAAAGGCCCUCUCUGAGUACCGGCAGACGUCGGCAGUGUUCGACCGGCCGCCGAGUUUGGCCGAGGACGGCGGCAACUACGGCGUGUGUGACGUCGACAAGAAGGGAUGGAAUGGAUGGCAAUACACUGACGUACGCAAAAAGACAAUGCACACACACACAGACACACUUGUGUGACGACGUGUGUGUAUGUGUGUGUGUGUGCUGCUGAUAGCAUGCUGUUGUGGUUGUUGGCUGGGGGGAGACGACUCCAGCAGCACACACCAACAGCAGCAGCUGCCACAAGUGUAUGGCACCCACAGCAACACACUGGGUGCUUGUGUGUACUGUGUGUGUCUCUCUGGCGCAUCCUUUCACACAGAUUGGAUCGUUCGCAACUCGUGGGGCCCUCAGUGGGGUGACAGCGGUUACUUCAAAAUGUGCCGCGGAAAGAACCUCGGUCCGUCCGCCACACACACACACAACCACACACACACACACACGUGUGUGUGUGUGUGUGUGUGUGUGUGCAGCUGGUGUUGAGUCGCAGGCCGUGGUGAUCGAUCCCGAGCUCACCAGAGGCCGCGCCGCACAAAGUACACACACACAGCCGCCUGGUUCACACUCACACCCACACUCACUCUCACUGCAUGGGUGUCUCUGUGUUUGUCAGUUCUUGCUGAGCGUGGUCUGGCCGAGACGAACAGCAGCAGCAGCACAGAGCAGGCCAGAGGCACGACAAGGCAAGUCAGCAUCGGCUCGCGCGGGCAGAUCAAUUGACCGAUCCAUACGCUGACGGACUGACUGAUCAUGAGUGCAUGACAUACAUCCAGAGAGCGGCUGCACCCAUGAAUGUGUAAGUGAUUGAUGAGAUGAAUGGCCAUCGACACACGCAAUACUAGCUAAUGAAUAGGGCGGGUGUCGCUGUAGAUACUUGUGUCUCGCGUGUUUCAGUGGCCAUUCAACCAUAUUUGUGUCUCUU
Vitrella brassicaformis is the source of this 4526-nucleotide messenger RNA. NCBI's taxonomy places the organism in Eukaryota, Vitrellaceae. The record is from the annotation of a GenBank genome assembly.